GAUGUUUCUUUUCUCCUUGAUAUUUUACCUUAAACGCCAGAGAUCGUGUUCUUCCAGAUACCCAUUUUCGACCGCUGUACGCCUGUUUCGACUUGACGAAUCGUCCCCCACCUCUGUCAAUUAGUCGCAACGUCACUUUUUUGGAUACAUUGACCAGGUCGCUAUUGGCGUCAAUCCAUUGUGCCUCUGUAUCACAAAACGGAACAAAGCCCCGCAAUCCUCGAGAUUCAAGAGAAUCUAACGCAGAAGAGAAGUUGGUUAGUUUUGUUGCAAGGUCUUUCACCACCGAAGCCACGAUCAUUUGAAUUGUUUUCAAAAUGGCGGAAUUCGUGCGGGCCCAGAUCUUCGGCACGACUUUCGAAAUCACGACGAGAUACACGGACUUGCAACCGGUUGGCAUGGGAGCAUUUGGUCUCGUCUGCUCGGCUCGAGAUCAAUUGACAAAUCAAGCCGUUGCCGUCAAGAAGAUUAUGAAGCCAUUUAGCACUCCAGUGCUUGCAAAGAGGACUUAUCGAGAGCUCAAGCUUCUAAAGCACUUGCGACAUGAAAAUGUUAUCAGUCUCAGCGACAUCUUUAUCUCCCCGCUAGAAGACAUAUAUUUCGUCACAGAACUCCUUGGAACCGAUCUACAUCGUUUAUUGACUUCACGGCCAUUAGAAAAGCAGUUCAUUCAGUAUUUCCUAUACCAAAUUCUGAGAGGCUUGAAAUAUGUGCAUUCAGCAGGAGUGGUUCACCGAGAUCUCAAGCCAAGUAAUAUCCUAAUUAAUGAGAACUGCGAUUUGAAGAUUUGCGAUUUUGGCCUUGCCCGUGUUCAAGACCCCCAAAUGACCGGCUAUGUCUCUACAAGAUACUAUCGUGCCCCAGAGAUCAUGCUCACAUGGCAGAAAUAUGACGUUGAGGUUGAUGUAUGGAGUGCGGGAUGCAUAUUCGCAGAGAUGCUCUCAGGUCGACCAUUGUUCCCCGGGAAGGACCAUGUGAAUCAAUUUUCGAUUAUUACAGAACUAUUAGGGUCACCACCAGAUGAUGUGAUUAAAACCAUCUGCAGUGCAAACACCCUGCAAUUUGUGCAGUCACUGCCAAAGCGAGAGCGGCAACCACUGAGUGAAAAAUUCAAAGGCGCAGAACCUCUAGCCGUUGACCUUUUAGAAAGAAUGCUUGUCUUCGACCCCAAGAAGCGUAUCACUGCUGCAGAGGGUCUUGCCCAUGAAUACCUUGCACCGUACCAUGACCCUACAGAUGAACCUGUGGCGGAGACUCAGUUUGACUGGUCCUUCAACGAUGCGGAGUUGCCGAUCGAUUCGUGGAAGGUCAUGAUGUAUUCCGAAAUCCUUGAUUACCACAACGUCGACCAAGACUCUCAAGGAAUCCAUGGUACUCCUCUGAACACAGAGGCUCAGAGGGUGCCAAUGUAGGGCCGGACUACUAGGAAAUCUGUUUCCAUGGAUAUGAAUAGAAUCCCCACGAGUUCCAUUCUGGUGCAUUUAUGUCCGUUCGAUACCUCGCAGCCGGGUCAGAAAGAGCUGGCGCUGGGUAUAUCGGGGAUUUUUACUCUUUUAAAUUUGGAGGUUCCCGCCUUCGUCUGCUUUUUGCUUCGUGGAUCGACGAUCCUGUAAAUUUCACGAUCGGGGCGCUUGUAAGCAACGUUACGACGGAGAGAGUAUUGUGAUAAUAUUUUCAAUAAUCGACGGACCUUCAUGUAUGUAUAACUGCCAAAAAUAGCCUGGUAGCCGGAAAUGGUGGAAUGUGAAUGCUACGACUUAC
Molecule: messenger RNA, 1761 nt
Organism: Coccidioides posadasii C735 delta SOWgp
Lineage: Eukaryota; Fungi; Ascomycota; Eurotiomycetes; Onygenales; Onygenaceae
Product: MAPK protein hog1
Biological process (GO): osmosensory signaling pathway; stress-activated MAPK cascade; protein phosphorylation
Cellular component (GO): cytoplasm; nucleus
Molecular function (GO): ATP binding; MAP kinase activity
Source: RefSeq, a predicted model, not a curated record